Molecule: messenger RNA, 534 nt
Organism: Rhopalosiphum maidis (corn leaf aphid)
Lineage: Eukaryota; Metazoa; Arthropoda; Insecta; Hemiptera; Aphididae
Exons: 3
Coding region: 1-534 (177 amino acids)
Biological process (GO): DNA replication
Molecular function (GO): DNA-directed DNA polymerase activity; DNA binding; nucleotide binding
Source: RefSeq, a predicted model, not a curated record
AUGAUUCAGUACAUGCCAUAUGGAGGGUUCAAGUGGGUCGAGCCAACACUCAACGAGCUGAACGAUAUGACCGAUACCUCACCUAUUGGACGAAUAUACGAGGUUGAUUUAUCCUAUCCACAAGAAUUUCACAACAAAUACAACGACCUGCCUUUCCUUCCUCAAAACAGCAUACCACCAGGCUCCAAAAUAAAAAAACUGUUGGCAACAUUAGAACCAAAGAAAAAUUACAUUGUUCACUGCCGUAAUUUCCAACAGGCUAUCAAAAACGGCCUUAAAGUUCAUAGAGUCUUACAAUUUAAUAAGUCACCAGGGUUAGUAGAUUAUAUUAGCCUCAAUACUAAGAUGAGAAAGAAAGCUACUAAUGAUUUUGAAAAAGACUUCUUCAAACUAAUGAACAAUGCCUUAUUUGUAAAUGCCAUAGCUUAUGGGCUGUCGGAAUGGUGGAACCGUGACCACGUUUUUAUAAGCAGUAGCAUACUACGUACCACCCUUAUGAAAAACAAUAAUUUUGGUAUUGAUGAUUUGGGAUAA